Xyrauchen texanus (razorback sucker) is the source of this 1266-nucleotide messenger RNA. RefSeq names its product telethonin-like. Lineage: Eukaryota; Metazoa; Chordata; Actinopteri; Cypriniformes; Catostomidae. Gene Ontology annotation, cellular component: Z disc. The transcript has 2 exons. Gene Ontology annotation, molecular function: titin binding; titin Z domain binding; protein-macromolecule adaptor activity. The record is from RefSeq and is a predicted model, not a curated record. Gene Ontology annotation, biological process: detection of muscle stretch; skeletal muscle contraction; skeletal muscle myosin thick filament assembly. Bases 195 to 734 code for a protein of 179 amino acids.
CAAGACAGAGCAAGAGACACACAGACAGAGGAAGAGAGAAACGAGUCUCCCCACUCAUUAAACCAAAAAGGAAAAGACAGACAAAAAGGAAAUUGGAAAUCUCUGAAGCAGUAUUGACGAAGUAUCUCAUAAUAAAACAGUUGAGAUCACAUUGUGAAUAAUUUAACUUUUCGGGCAACACAAAUAAGCUGACAAUGCAGGUGUGUACAGUUCUGGAGAAGAAAGGUGGAUGUGUGGUUGGAGCUGAUCUCAGCUGCAACGUGAGGGAGGACAAUUCUGCCAGGAGAGAAAGUUACAUCGCUGACUGGCACAGUAUCAAUAUGAAGACACAGCCUGAAGAACGCCAGUCCAUGCUGAUGUCAGAUGACUCACGUCGAGAGACUCUCUCCCGUUAUUGGCAGGUACGUCCUCUCAAUCAGACCUGCCCAUCGGGUGUGCUCAGAGUGGGCAAUGUGGAGGCAGGUGUACGAGAACAUCAACUCCUACCCUACAGGAACACCCUGCCCUUGCCUAUAUUCAAGCCUGUUGAACUGGGUGUUCGCUUGGGUCGUGGAGCCCCCCACACCCUGGCAGAUCUGCCCCUUGCCCAAGCUCCCAAUGGAACCUGCCUAGACAAGAGACCAAUGGAGCAGAUCACCAAAGACCUGCCAGCUGUCAAACCCAUGCGAAUGGAGUUUGCUAAAGCGCCCGGAGCCCUGGGCAGAUCCAUGUCCCAAGAAGUCCAGAGGGGGUGAAGAGAAGGAAAGAAGGUGUGCUAUAGGAAGAGGAAGGUCAAAAGGUGGUUUUGAAGAUGAAAAUGAGCCAAAGACUGUAUGGAAUUUGUUGAAUAAUGAAAGGAAUAGCAGAGUGAGACAAAGGGAGUGAGCACGUAAUAACAGGGUUUAGUGAUGGUAAAAACAAUGUUUUUAGUAAAUUAAAUGAGCACUAUGAAAAGAAGCAGGAGGGUGAUCCUAAUACUGAUAGAUGAUGGUUGUGUAUAGUGAAUUUAUAUUGUAAAUAGUAUUUUUUGUAUUGACUAUUUUCCAUGCUUUUUGUUGAGUUGCCAUUAACUGAGUAAUUCUUAUGGGAAGUUGUAUGUUAAGCAUUGUCAAUGUUUGAAGCUUGUGGUCAGGAUUGGUCAUGCAAAAAUCCAUAAUGUUUAGUAAAAGAGAAAAACUCAAUUAUUGUAUAUAUAUAUAUAUAUAUAUAUAUAUAUAUAUAUAUAUAUAUAUAUAUAUGAAUUGCACUAUUUAUAUACAGUUGCCAUUUGAUUUGAUUCAUUGAUUG